Messenger RNA from Closterium sp. NIES-67, 1833 nucleotides. The record is from the annotation of a GenBank genome assembly. NCBI's taxonomy places the organism in Eukaryota, Viridiplantae, Streptophyta, Zygnematophyceae, Desmidiales, Closteriaceae.
CGCAAAACCCUCAUUUCACUCCAACCAUCUAAAUUUGGCACUCUCGCAGGAGUACGCCUUACAUACCUAUCACUUAUAGUAUUCCGCAACAUGGGCACUAGGGCGAUUUUUGCUUUCGUGGUGAUGGCUGCCAUUCUCCAAGGCAGUGCGUUUGCUGCCAGUGGAAAGCCCAGGCGUGAGCUUCUCACGCAUCGUGUGCAAGCUGUGAAGCCAACUAUUGGCAGCGGUUGGAGAGCACGGGUGAACAGCAGGAUUGCUAGCGCCUCCAUUUCCACUGCUUCUAGCAGCACUACUGCUACUACUGGUGCCAGUGGUAGCAGCAUCAGCACUGGAAGCGAUGCAGCUACUGUAACCGAAGCGGCAGCAACGUCGUCCAACACUGCAACUGCAAGGGUUGCCGCAGCAGGUGUAGGGAAUUCAUCGCUGGGAGCGCAUCCCGCAGCAGUCAGUGCAACGCUGGGGACGACCACAGUGGGCACUAGUGCCACUUGUGACGCGUCAUCGCUCGCUGACUAUGCCUCUUCAACGCAGCUGUCCUCCGAUCUCACUCUCCACUGGAAGGCAGCCAGUGCGACCAAGGUCAACCUUGCCCUUGAAGCAGCAGCGGGGAGCUCGGCAGCAGCGGGGUGGUUCUCUGUGGCGUGGUCCUCAGAUGGCCGCAUGGCCCCAGCUGACACUGUUUUUGGCAACCUGCCGGGCGGGGCUGUGGCGGCUUACUACAUGAGCGGCUAUGGGAUGAGCGACGUUCAGCCUACAAGCAGCUUCAGUAUUGGCAACGCUGUCCAAACUACAUCGGCUUCCGGCUCCACUAUUAUUGAGUUCUCCCGCGUUUCCAGCGAUGGUUCCAUCCCAGUGAACGUUGGCGGCAGCAACACUCUCAUCUGGGCCUACUCUGAAAGCGGCUCCAAGUCACUUGACUUCCACGGCGAGAAUGACUACACCUACUCUGCCCCCCUUGACUCCUCUCUCACGCUACACUGGAAGACCGUUAGUGCUACUCAGGUCAACCUCGCCCUGGAGGCAGCAGCGGGCAGCACGGCAGCAGCGGGGUGGUUCUCCCUGGCGUGGACUGCGGACGGCCGCAUGGCCCCGGCUGACACUAUCAUUGGCAACCUGCCGGGCGGGGCUGUGGCGGCUUACUACAUGAGCGGCUAUGGGAUGAGCGACGUUCAGCCUACAAGCAGCUUCAGUAUUGGGAGUGGUGCGGCGCUGACUACCACUUCCAGUGGCUCCAAGGUUAUGAAGUUCUCUCGGGCCCAGGGCGAUGGCUCCAUCCCAGUGAGUGUGAACGGGUCCAACACCCUCAUCUGGGGAUACUCCCAAGGCGGCUCUCAGACCCUUGGUUUCCACGGAGAGAAUGAUGGUGCGCUCACCCUCGACUUCUCAUGCGCCACUUCAUCCACCGGAGGUGGCAUCGGCGGUGGCGUUGGUGGCGGCAUUGGCGGCGGUGACAACAACGGAGGUGGCUUUGGAGAUGGAGGCCAUGGGCAUGGGCAAGGCGGUCACGGGCAUGGCCAUGGGGGUCCUGAUGGCCCCGGCCAUGAUGGCGGGGCUGGAGGUGUUGGGGGGGGCAUGGGCGGUUCUGGCAGUGGCGGGUGGGGCAGCAGUGCUUGGGGCGGUUGGUGGGACUGGUCUGGCAUGUGGUAGAGAAAGUUCACCUCGUGAUGGUGGCCAUGGGUUUCUGGAUGGAAGGAGCGGAUGGUCAUGGAGGUGAUAUGGGUAAAACCCAAAAUCACCAUGAUUGUGGGUGUGGAGGAGCCGGCAUAUGGGAUGAAGGAGGGAUGGGUGACUUGGGGGGUCGCAGCUGGAGUGAGAGUGGCUUAUGAGAUGGCG